This is a messenger RNA of Drosophila rhopaloa, 317 nucleotides long. Its product is annotated as male accessory gland serine protease inhibitor-like. The record is from RefSeq and is a predicted model, not a curated record. Gene Ontology annotation, molecular function: serine-type endopeptidase inhibitor activity. The transcript has 2 exons. NCBI's taxonomy places the organism in Eukaryota, Metazoa, Arthropoda, Insecta, Diptera, Drosophilidae. Bases 32 to 289 code for a protein of 85 amino acids.
CGAAUAUAGUUGCAAUCCUAACCAUCAAAAUAUGAAUAAUAACAUGGUAGUUGUCCUAUUUCAUUUAAUUCUGGUCCUAUUUGGCUUUGUUUCGGGGCUAAAAGAUCCCAUUUGUGCACUUAAGCCAGCCUCUGAUGUCUUUUACGUAAAGUCUUGCUAUAACAGUAGCCGCCAGUUCUCAUAUUAUGUGGAUAAAAAGGAAUGUUUGGACUUUGUUUACAGUGGCUGCGGUGGUAACGCAAAUAGGUUUGAGAGUAAGUCGAAGUGUGAGGAUAAGUGUAAGGAAUGAAUUGUCAGAAUAAAAUAUUCAGAAAAGA